AUGAUCACUUUUGUUGAUGAUGACCCUCUCACCACUCAUAUGUCUUUUGAAAGCCCACCAGAAGUGCUCAUGUCUGUCUUUCUGCUACCUCAAAUAAGAGCUGGCCUUGCGCAAGCUCUUUUAAUAGCUUUGACUAUUACAUCAUUACCUUCCACUGUGAACCUUGAUUCAUCCGAUCAUACUACAUCUUUCCACUGGUCAAAGCUUUCUGUUAAGGCUGGCUUAUGGGAUGUGAUAUAUGAUCCAAAGCCCAAACAUUUGAGACAGACAAUUGCUGCUGCUGCUGCUGCUGUUGUUGUUGUUGUUGCUGUUUUUUUACAGACAAGUAUUUUCCUUUUCUUUAAAGAGCCUCUCACUUUAGAAUAUGAGGCAAGUCUUUUGAACCCCUUUUCCAUGCUCUGUAAAUCUCAUUUAAUUCACUCUCUUAAUGAUGUACUGGACAUUGGACAGGCUCAUGUCAACAGCCGAUGA
Phycomyces blakesleeanus NRRL 1555(-) is the source of this 471-nucleotide messenger RNA. RefSeq lists its product as hypothetical. Lineage: Eukaryota; Fungi; Mucoromycota; Mucoromycetes; Mucorales; Phycomycetaceae. The transcript has 4 exons. Bases 1 to 471 code for a protein of 156 amino acids. The record is from RefSeq and is a predicted model, not a curated record.